UGGGGCAGAGGACGCGGAAGCGGCUGCCGGGGGAGGAGGGGGGUGCAGGGUGCGCCCGGACAGAGUGGUCGCUCCCGGUGAGGAGCUAGGAAACCAGCGGUAACGUGACCGGUGCAUGGACCAGGAGGGGAGCAGCGCCAGGCGGUGCGGAGGGGAGUCACUCUACAGCAAUGACGGAAUAUAAACUGGUGGUGGUGGGAGCUGGAGGUGUUGGAAAAAGUGCCUUAACUAUCCAACUUAUUCAGAACCAUUUUGUGGAUGAAUAUGAUCCUACCAUCGAGGAUUCUUACCGUAAACAGGUUGUCAUUGAUGGGGAGACCUGCUUGCUGGAUAUCUUAGAUACUGCGGGGCAAGAAGAGUAUAGCGCAAUGCGUGACCAGUAUAUGCGCACUGGGGAAGGCUUUCUUUGCGUCUUUGCAAUCAACAAUAGCAAAUCGUUUGCUGAUAUAAAUUCCUAUAGGGAGCAGAUAAAAAGAGUGAAAGACUCAGAUGAUGUUCCUAUGGUGCUUGUUGGUAACAAAUGUGAUCUGCCGACAAGGACUGUAGACACCAAACAGGCCCAAGAACUAGCCCGAAGUUACGGGAUCCCAUUUGUUGAGACAUCAGCGAAAACGAGACAGUCUUUUUGGCCAAAGCACUGGAGGUCUUGCUCUCCACAAGAAGACCAAAACUCAAAUGCCACCUGCACAAGACUGUUCAAACAGCAUCUCCACUUGACAAAUCGUUUACCUCAUUCAUGGAUGGUCUUAUCACUGUGUGUGCACUUACCACAUAGCUGCUGCCUUGUGGCCCCUACAUGUUAACUGCAUCUCUCGUGAAGCUCUAACCCGAAAGGAAAUCGCCUUGAUGUUUGUUCCUCAAGCGGUUAUACAAAAAGCAUGAUGUGAAGGUGUUGGUGUUGUGUUCAUCUCAAGGAUUUAUGUCGUGCAGUGACCACCUGCCAUGCCGUUCGAAUAACUUUGGGUGUAUACCACUAUAAUCCAGUCUCAUUGACAGAGAGAUGUCCCUUUACUUUGAACUGACAUGAUACCCGACGCUCUGUUUGUUCCUUCUGACUUUAUCACCUUAAAAUAUUUGCCACCUUCAGAAAAUGAUCCCCUCCGCAAGUGUCUAAGAAGAAUGACAUGACGGCCUGAUCACAUUUCUGAUCUGUCCUUGCUGGACUUCCAUUGGAAUGCACAUAAUGGUUAUAGCACCACAAUGAUGAUGUUCGUUUUGGAGGUGAAGGCUGUCUGUUUUGUAGAGGUUCACCUCUUGCCUUACUCUGUUUCAGCACUGAUGGGUCAAUGUUAAUAGCAGCACAUUACAGAAUGUUGGGGCCCAUAAUGGAGGCUCCACAUACAGGGCUAUAUUAAACUAAACCUUUUAGAAAAUUUAAAUUACAAUGUAUUGUCCUUAUGUAUUUGUACAGAAUUUAUCAACCCCUCUCCAGAAAAAACUUUCAAUUCAAGUAUAGGUUCAUGUAAAACACGGAGUAACGCUUCCUGUAUGUGAUUUAAUGGAUACAGGUUCUUAGCGCUGAUGUGUCAAUAAAAUAUACAGUUUUCACAUUU
Molecule: messenger RNA, 1553 nt
Organism: Bufo gargarizans (Asiatic toad)
Lineage: Eukaryota; Metazoa; Chordata; Amphibia; Anura; Bufonidae
Gene: NRAS
Product: NRAS proto-oncogene, GTPase
Exons: 5
Coding region: 171-803 (210 amino acids)
Biological process (GO): Ras protein signal transduction
Cellular component (GO): plasma membrane
Molecular function (GO): GDP binding; GTP binding; GTPase activity
Source: RefSeq, a predicted model, not a curated record